AUGGAGCAAGUUGCCUUGAAUAAGAACUGCAACGAAACUAGGGCAUGCUUGGACUCAAAUGCUGAGUGCAAUAAUACCAUCUGUCAGUGUAAAAGUGGCUACUUCAGCAGUAACGGCACAUGUUAUGAAAAGUUCUCCUUGUAUCAAAACUGCAGUGGAGCUGGCACAUGCAAAGAUGUGAAUGCAGAAUGUAAUGUUACCUGUCAGUGUAAGAAUGACUACUACAACAAUAGUGGCAUGUGUUCGCAGAAGUUCUCCUUGUAUCAGAACUGCAGUGGAGCUGGCACAUGCAAAGAUCUGAAUGCAGUAUGUAAUGUUACCUGUCAGUGUAAGAAUAACUACUACAACAAUAGUGGAACUUGUUGGCCAAAGGUUGCUUUAAAUGAGAGCUGCAAUGAUCCUAGUGCCUGUAAAGAACCGCAUGCCGAAUGUUUGAAGCUUGUGGUCAACGCAUAA
Pomacea canaliculata is the source of this 456-nucleotide messenger RNA. Its product is annotated as prion-like-(Q/N-rich) domain-bearing protein 25. The record is from RefSeq and is a predicted model, not a curated record. Lineage: Eukaryota; Metazoa; Mollusca; Gastropoda; Architaenioglossa; Ampullariidae. The transcript has 6 exons. Bases 1 to 456 code for a protein of 151 amino acids.